Messenger RNA from Lampris incognitus (smalleye Pacific opah), 963 nucleotides. It is a transcript of the gene cldn10l2, whose product is annotated as claudin-10. The record is from RefSeq and is a predicted model, not a curated record. NCBI's taxonomy places the organism in Eukaryota, Metazoa, Chordata, Actinopteri, Lampriformes, Lampridae. Gene Ontology annotation, molecular function: structural molecule activity. Gene Ontology annotation, cellular component: bicellular tight junction; plasma membrane. Gene Ontology annotation, biological process: bicellular tight junction assembly; cell adhesion. Bases 39 to 824 code for a protein of 261 amino acids. The transcript has 5 exons.
AUAGCUGGCCACCCUCCGCCUCCGCUCCCCCGGCAGAGAUGAGAAAAAGCCUGGUCCAAGUUUUCGGCUUCCUGAUCUCGACACUGGGCUGGUUGUUUGUACUGUGCACCAUGGCCAUGGACUACUGGAGGAUCACCCAGAUCGGAGGACAAGGGGGGUCUUUCAUCAUCAAGGUGGCCUGGUACUGGUCUAACCUGUGGAGGGACUGCUUCACCGACUCCACGGCAGUCACCAACUGCAGGGACUACCCGGUGCUCUGGUCCGUCACCGCUUAUGUCCAGGGAGUGCGAGGCCUGCUAAUGUGUGGCUUAACACUCGGGUUUUUCGCCGCCGUGUGUUGCUUCGUUGGGAUGGAGUGCACUUAUAUCGGCGGGCCAGAAAAGACCAAGGACAGAGUGCUGCUUGCCGGAUCGGUGUUUCAUUUCGUUGGUGGUUUGGCGGAUAUCGCUGCCUACUGCUUAUACAUCAACAGGAUCGCCAGGACGACCUUUGCGGCCUCCUUGGAGCGCGGAGUUCUGCGGUAUGACAUCGGAACGCCCAUAUUUCUCGGGCUGGUGGGAAGCUUCUUCAUUCUUCUGGGGGCCGUACUCUACGCAGUUACAGUCUACAGAGUAAUUUUCCCAGAAAGGACAGCGAUGUACGUCUACGGUACGCGAACAUACAUGGACCCCCGUUCUGGCGGCGUGACACUGUACCCCGGCUACUACGGACCAUCCAGGCAGUACGGAUCCUACAGGGGCGCAGGAAGAUCCAUCAGCUCCAAAAUCUCUAAUAUCUCACGGACGACACCGGAGAAACUGUCAGAAAGAGAUGCAUUUGUGUAAAGAGAAAAAAAAAAAGAGCUUUUAUAUUUUGUAUGACUACAACUCUGAGAGUACAUUCACCAGCAUGUGUCAUAGACAAGAUGAGGCCUGUGACUGGAAAUGAGGACAGUAGUUUUUGAUUGUCAUGCCAUUUGGUACU